AUGACACUAAAUCAAUCUCAAUUACCACGUAAAAUGAAUCUUCGUUCUGAGAUGACACCUGUUGAAGAUCAAUCUCAAAUUGGUAGUUGUGUCGCGAAUGCUUUCGCAGGAGCUUAUGAAUAUCUGUUGAAUAAAAGCAGUGGUCGUCAUAUUGAUGUUAGUCGAUUAUUUAUUUAUUAUAAUGCUCGUGCCAAAGAUGCAUAUCCACCUGGGCAUAUAACUGAUUCAGGUUGUAGUAUAACAAGUGCUCUUGAAACGUUGAAAGAAUUAGGUACUUGUGAGGAAUCAUUGUGGCCUUAUGAUUUAAACAGUGUGCAUGCAAAGCCUAAUGAACUAGCAUACGACAAAGCAUCGGAGAAUCAAAUCAUGGAUGCAUUAAGCCUUAACGUAGAUUUACAUGAAAUGAAAUCAUGUCUUGCACAAGGCUAUCCGUUUGUAUUUGGCUUAGUAUUAUUCAAAUCAUUUGAUAAGGCAUCUAAGAAAGGUUAUGUACCGAUGCCACAAGGAUAUGAAGGAAAUCGAGAAUCACAUGGAAGACAUGCAAUGUUAGCUGUUGGUUACAAUGAUCACUCAAACUCAUUUAUUGUUCGAAAUUCAUGGUCAGCAAGAUGGGGUGAUGAAGGAUAUUGCUAUAUUCCAUAUGACUAUAUGACUAACCGGAAACUGUGUUUUGAGCCAUACACUGUUCGUCAAUUAGAAGCUGAUGACAUUGGUGAUCAUGAUAGAAAUUAUGAUGACGAUGAUGAUCGACGCGACCAUGAAGAUAGUGAUGACGAUGACGAUGAUGAUGAUGAUGCUGAAAUCUCAGGCGUAGAGGACAACGAUGACGAUGAUGAUGAUGAUGCUGAAAUCUCAGGCGUAGAGGACAACGAUGACGAUAGUGAACACUACGGAGAAAACAGUGAACAUGAAACGCAAGAACCACAGGGCAAUGUAGUAGUGCGACAACAAUUCGUAAUACAACAAGACAUAAUAAUACCAGGAACAAUGCAAGGGAUGACGCAGGAACAAAUGCAAGAAAUGAUGCAAGGGAUGACACAGGAACAAAUGCAAGAAAUGAUGCAAGGGAUGACACAGGAACAAAUGCAAGAAAUGAUGCAAGGGAUGACACAGGAACAAAUACAAGAAAUGAUGCAAGGACCAUAUGAUCCAAAUGACUCGAGUUGCCAAAUCGCUUGA
Rotaria sp. Silwood2 is the source of this 1179-nucleotide messenger RNA. Lineage: Eukaryota; Metazoa; Rotifera; Eurotatoria; Philodinida; Philodinidae. The record is from the annotation of a GenBank genome assembly.